Molecule: messenger RNA, 348 nt
Organism: Suillus bovinus
Lineage: Eukaryota; Fungi; Basidiomycota; Agaricomycetes; Boletales; Suillaceae
Exons: 5
Coding region: 1-348 (115 amino acids)
Source: RefSeq, a predicted model, not a curated record
AUGGAACAAGUGUGCUCAAGGAUCAAGUGCUCUGAAGUCAUCGCGAUCCAAGAGGGUCGAAAAGUAGCAAUGUUCGAUGGCAAGCCGCUUUGCCAAAAAUGUGCGAGCUUCUUCUACGAGCCCCUCCCGAGCAUCCCCAGAAAAACAGAGCCUGUGAGGCAGAAGCCAUACGAAGAAUCAAAGGCUUACAAGAAAGAAGUCAUCAACGACGGACGAGACGUUUGGGAUUAUCCAGCGCAUUUGCCUAUCCCCACGCCAGGCUUCGGGAUCAGGCGCAUACAAGCCUUCGACGAGGAGGGUGGUAUGCAGUACAAGUACAUCCGCCGCCCCGUGGAUCCCAAGGGAUGA